Molecule: messenger RNA, 489 nt
Organism: Anopheles darlingi
Lineage: Eukaryota; Metazoa; Arthropoda; Insecta; Diptera; Culicidae
Exons: 2
Coding region: 1-489 (162 amino acids)
Source: RefSeq, a predicted model, not a curated record
AUGGUUCCUAUUAUCAAGAGCAUCAACUAUGUGAUAAAGUGUCCGUAUUUGAAUGGUACAUUCGUGCUGCAUCCGGAAACAGCAUCCCGCAAUCGCUUCUCUACCGUUUCGUUCUCCUUUACGGUGCACAGACCACUGCACAUUCUCACUCUACGAAUCGCAGCCGCGAUCCCAAGGCGAGGCACGCAACUGUACCCGAUUUACAACACGACGCUUUCCUUCUGUGACUUUCUUAGUCACCCCGAAAAGUAUCGGUUGGUUAAGAUUGUGUAUAAUGAAGUGCGCCGUUACGGUUCCGUGCCGAAUCGAUGUCCCAUCAACCCGGCCACCUAUGCCUACAACAACAUAACGUUAAAGCAAAUCGAUUUUCCGUCCUUCCUACCGGAGUCCGAGUAUGUGCUAGAUAUGUCGGGUCUUUUUGGAACAAAGAUGGAGCAUUGCGUAGAGAUACGCGUCAACGGUACAUUGAAGAAGUUCAACACAUCCUAA